AUGCUGUUUGAUGAGCUUCCUAACGAGUUGCUUCUUAGUAUUGCAGAAAGGCUAACGUCCGCAAAACAGAUCAGUGCGUUGAUGCGGACAAACCACCACUUCUACGCGCUGCUCUACAGGCUCCUGUACAUAUACAAUAUCGAAGAAUGCCGUUGCAGUGCACUGAAUUGGUCCAUCGAUCGCGAAAAUAUGAAGCCUAUCGAAACACUCCUCGACCUCAUUUUCUCUACUAAAAAGUACAGCCGGUGGAUCCCCCAGAUCCAGGGCGCGCUAGGUGAAGCUGCCGCAUGUGGCCAUGAUGAGAUCGUUGAGAUGUUCCUUAAGACCGAGGGCUUCGACGUGAAUGGGCCAAUGGAUGAGUCGCCUCUUUAUUUGGCAUGCAUGUUUUCGAACAAUGCGAGAACCGUCGAGCUUCUGCUCGCCACGGGACAGAUAGAUCCGAAUAUCCCAAAGAGAGCCUGGGCGCUUAGAGAAUGGCAAACGCCUCUGUUCGCUGCAGUCGACCAUCAAAACGACAAGGUCGUCGAGGCUCUGCUCGCCUCUGAAAAGGUGGAUCCAAACGUCCCAAAUGAAGACUCACGGACGCCUCUGUUCCUUGCGGCCCAGGAAGGGUACGCGAAGUCCGUCGAGAUGCUCCUAGCUACAGGCCGUAUCGUUGCAAUGAAAUCGGACCCACUGCAAGACACACCGCUCAUCGCGGCAGCGGCCGAAGGAAGGGUAGCUAUUGUGCGGAGACUUCUAAAAGAGGACUUUGUGGACGUGAAUGAAAGGGGCAGACGCGGGCGGACGCCGCUCAUAGCAGCAGUCAGGGAGUUUCAGUGGGAGGUGGUAGAAGAGCUACUUGCUACCAGCGGCGUUGAUACCGGGCUUCGCGAUAACAGCGGACGGAGAGCAUUGACUCACGCGGUGGGUAGAGGCUGUUGGCAAAUUGUACGGGACCUGGUGACAAUGGAGGGCGAUGAGUGGAACACGGGGGAUCCGGGAUUCCCGACGCAGUUCAUGCGGGCAGUGGAGUUCGGACAUCUUGACAUCAUACAGUUCAUGCUCUCAAUGGGAAGAUUUGACGUGAACAAGCUGGAUGUUAACGGUCUCAGCCCCUUGGGUGCGGCAGUUAAUUACGAACAUACGCAUGUUGUGAGAUCUCUGCUGACAGUCAACAGGGUUUGGCUAAAUCAACCCCAAUCAGGCCAGACGCCGGCGCGAAUUGCUAGGAGACGUGGUCUCCCGGAGAUAGCAGACCUUAUUGAAUCAUGUAUUCCUGCUUGCUACAGAAAUCGCGAUGAUAUAGAUAUCAAGGUAGGCGGUCCAUACUGGCUGCCACCCCAGGAAUGA
This is a messenger RNA of Aspergillus steynii IBT 23096, 1332 nucleotides long. RefSeq names its product ankyrin. Gene Ontology annotation, molecular function: protein binding. NCBI's taxonomy places the organism in Eukaryota, Fungi, Ascomycota, Eurotiomycetes, Eurotiales, Aspergillaceae. The transcript has a single exon. The record is from RefSeq and is a predicted model, not a curated record. The coding region runs from base 1 to 1332 and encodes 443 amino acids.